Messenger RNA from Blumeria graminis f. sp. triticale, 519 nucleotides. The record is from the annotation of a GenBank genome assembly. Lineage: Eukaryota; Fungi; Ascomycota; Leotiomycetes; Helotiales; Erysiphaceae.
AUGCAAGACUGCCCGUUUUGCUAUAUUGAGGCACACUUUCCACCCGCUCUCGAGGGCUCCAUAGAAUCGCAUUCCAAUACUACCGGUCUACCUGCAUUCGUAGUGCUAAGCACUCCAUUAUGCCUAGCAUUCCUAGACAUUCAACCUCUCUCACCGGGCCAUUUGCUUCUUACUACUAGGCAACAUAGGGAGAAAGUCAGCGACUUAACAGAAUUAGAAAGUUCUGAGUUGGGUGUAUGGCUUUCCAGGCUAAGCCGCGUGCUUGCUACGGUGACAAAUACCUGGGAUUGGAAUAUUAUCCAAAAUAAUGGUGCCGCGGCUGCUCAAGUAGUGCGUCAUGUACAUUUCCACAUUAUACCCAGGCCGGAAUUGACGCCUGAGUCACGGAAUAAAAGCUUUACUAUGUUUGGUAGAGGAUAUAGAAGUGAUCUUAACCAUCAUGAAGCAAUUAAAUUGACAGAGAGCUUGAAGGAUGAAUUGGAUAGGGAAAUAAGAAGACUCAAGAAACAGAGACUAUAG